AAAGACCGGGGGCAUACAUGGAGAAAGGGCUAUGGGGAAGACUUGGAGAGGAAAGCCUUUGAGUUAUACGAUGCCAUUCUACCUCUGUACAAACAACUUCAUGCUUACGUUCGUAGACGACUUCAUCAGGUGUUCGGCGACCACGUUGAUGUUAAGGGUUAUCUUCCAGCUAAUCUUCUGGGUGAUAUGUGGGGUAGCUACUGGGUUAACCUGUAUCCGAUGAUGGUACCCUAUCCAGAUAGACCAAGUAUUGAUAUCACCCAGGCAAUGGUUGAACAGGGUAUAAGCGGCACGCAGAUUUUCCGGAUAGCGAACGAAUUCUUCAUUUCUUUAGGAAUGCUACCUGUGAAUGACGGAUUCUGGGAGAAUUCUCAGUUCGUCUACCCUGAUGAUGGUCGUGAGGUCGGAUGUCAUCCGUCUGCUUGGGACUUUGGUAAUGGAGUUGAUUUCAGGAUUGCCAUGUGCGCUAGAAUCACUAUGCUUGAUUUCUUGAUUGCACAUCAUGAGAUGGGUCAUAUUCAGUAUUACAUGCAGUAUAAAGAUCAACCCGAGGUGUUUCGACAGGGUGCCAAUGGAGCAUUUCACGAGGCGAUAGGCGAGGCAAUCUUCCUCUCAGUGGCGACGCCAAAACAUCUUCAAGAGAUUGGUUUUCUACAUGACGUGGACCAAUCAGACACGAAAUCUGACAUUAACUACUUAUUUAGAAAUGCUUUGAUGACGAUCGGUAGUCUCCCUUUCAGCCUUGCUUUAUCCAAAUGGAGAUGGGAUUUGAUGAGAGGGGUCUAUCACGUCAACGAUUCCAACGACGUUUGGUGGGAGAUCAAGAAUGAUCUUCUUGGCGUGAAAGCCCCUAUAGAAAGAAGCAAUGAUGAUUUCGACCCCGGAGCCAUGUACCAUUUUGUUAUUGAUUAUCCUUACAUUGGAUACUACAUUCGAACAAUAAUCCAGUUUCAGUUCUACCAGGCAUUGUGUAGAGCAGCCAAUCACACCGGACCUCUUCAUACAUGUGACUUCUACAGAUCAAAGGAAGCAGGAGAGAAAUUAGCUAAUAUGUUAUCGAUGGGAGCUAGCAUGCCUUGGCCAGAAGCAAUGGAGGCUCUCACUGAUCAGAGAGAGAUGAAAGCAGACGCCAUCUUGGAAUACUUUCAACCUUUGAUGGAAUGGCUGGAGAAAACCAACGAAAAGAAUGGAGAGUUCAUUGGGUGGCCAAGUACGUCAGCCACUCCCACAGGUUCUACACGGAGUGCUACGUCAGGCAACACAUCUUUCCUAAUCUCACUACUGAGCGUGGUCUCGAUAAUCAUUAGGGUUGCAUGAUGCCACCAGACAGUGAGGGUUGCCAUUGCAUAUCCGGAGCGGGUGGGGCGGGAAGAACAAGUCUUUUACAUUGUUUUAGGGUGGGGCUACAUGUCUGUUGUGUUCAUGUGUGGGUAAGUAAGAUCAGAGAUUAUGAAUGUAGCUGAUUCCUCUUAGGGGGGGGGGGAUCAGAACUUUAAACGCUUAAUAUGAACGCAGCAGAAGCAGGGGUUUAUCAUAAAUAUUUAGUAGGCCUCUGAUUAUCAUCAUCCACAAAAAAAUGUGAUCUAAGGUUUGAUGAUAAAUUGCACUAAUUAACUAUAUACAGCUUAUUUUCCCUAGAAUUUGCAAAUGCAUCAGUGCUGAUAAGUGAUAUUGGAAGUGCGAUUUAUUUCUCCUUUGGUCUAAAAUUUUUCUCUAUAUGAUGUCUGAAACUGGUAUACACCAAUUUUGUUUAUAUGAUACGUUGUUAUGCUGCCAAUUCGAAGUGAAAGUCACUAUACAUUCUUUCAUGGCGCUCAUGUUUGUCUGUUUAUAAUUAUCUUUAAGUGGCCCGCAUAUUGCUCUGGGGGGCGUUUCAUGAAAGGACUUGUCGGACGUUUUAUCCGACAAGUCCCAUUUUAUCCGACAGUUACCAUAGGAACAGUGCCUCUCUGCCAAUCAAAAUCAUGGAAAGAUGUCAGAUCUGACAACUUGUCGGAUGAAAAUAUUGAUGAAACGCUCCCCAGAUAUCUGGGUUUACAAAUGUGUCAAUUUCUGAAAAGACGUUGGUUUUGUUUGCCUGUUUAUUGUAACAUAUCAUACUGAAUAUUUGUUUUGCAGGUGAACUUGUUUACUCUCGUUUGCAUUUUGUUUACUAUUUUGUACACUCUCAAUGUAAAGAGCAUAAUAUCUGAUUAUACAGAAAAAAUUAUAACUCAUAAAUGAAAUUAACAUAUAUUUUUCUAAUUAGUAUGUUAUGAAACAUAAAUAGGCCUGAUAAAUCGGAGCAAAUUUCGCGAUUGGAUACCUUAUCUAGAAUUGGAUUAUCUUGGUUUAGACUACGGAGAUGAACAUAAUGAAUGGCUGAGUGGAUGAAUAGAAAAUCUGAUAAUAAAGCACAUAUCCAGGCCACGACUAAUUUGAGUGAAAACGAAACAAAAUUUCAAUGUAAGAAUUAUCAUCCGUACCAUGACCUUAAAGGGGAAUCCAACCUUGCGCGUAAAAUGUUGUUGGAAAGGGGAAAAAUGUAUAAAAAAGAGAAUGGUGAAAAUUUGAAAGAAAUCAGACAAGCAAUAAGAAAGUUAUAGCUGCUUUAAAAUCAAGAUCCCUAAGACUAGAUUUCAAAUUCGCAACUGGGUAAUUAAAUUAUGACAAGGGGCAAGGACAAUUUUCCCAUAGGCCAUGUACUUAAUUAUCAGGGAUGAAUGGUUUUAUCCUUAAGUACACAUUCCCCUGGGGCAGUAAUAUUACCCAGGUAGUAUAUUGUUUUAUGUUCUCAUGAAAUAAAAAUAUAAUUUGAAGUAAAACUUUUGGAUUUCUGUUUUUAGCCAUUUCAUGUAAUGGAGUACAUGGAAGAGUAGUCAUUGCCUAACAUCACUAUGACAUCAUAUAUGCGGCCAAUUUGAAGUCUCUUUUGCGUAUAAUGAUUACCAGUAUUUCAACUUUUAAAAAUUCAUAAUUUUCUUAUUGUUUGUACCUGUCAACUUGUCUGAUUUUUCUUUUUCGUCUAAAACAAGUGUUUAGUUGGGUUGGAUUCCCCUUUAAGGGCUGUUUGGGCAAUUUAGAAUAAGAGAUUAUCAUGACAAUGGAGUAGGGAUAUUCUUAAAUGUACAAAUACACGCAUAA
Messenger RNA from Lytechinus pictus (painted urchin), 3123 nucleotides. RefSeq names its product angiotensin-converting enzyme-like. Gene Ontology annotation, cellular component: plasma membrane. Gene Ontology annotation, biological process: proteolysis. The record is from RefSeq and is a predicted model, not a curated record. The transcript has 9 exons. NCBI's taxonomy places the organism in Eukaryota, Metazoa, Echinodermata, Echinoidea, Temnopleuroida, Toxopneustidae. The coding region runs from base 187 to 1317 and encodes 376 amino acids. Gene Ontology annotation, molecular function: metallopeptidase activity; peptidyl-dipeptidase activity.